UUAUGGAAGUUGGAACGCAGUUUUUUACAGCGUACCACAAUAACGUCAACAAAUUUUUGGACGUAAUAUGUCAAUGUCAAAACUUUGACGUUCUAAGUUUUAGGUUAAGUCUCGUGUGAAUAAAAUUGUUUUUAUUAUCUAAUAAAUAGUUUCUUUGCCAUUAAUACCUAACUCAUAACCAUGUCGAAAAGACCUGAACAUCAAGCUCCACCUGAAGUGUUUUACAAUGAAGAUGAAGCCCGAAAAUAUACACAAAACUCGCGUAUUAUGGACAUCCAGGCACAGAUGACAGAGAGAUGUUUAGAAUUGCUACUACUACCGGAAGAUACACCAUGUCUGCUUCUGGACAUAGGAUGUGGUUCGGGUUUAUCUGGUACUGUCCUGGAAGAAAGUGGACAUAUGUGGAUUGGCAUGGAUAUCUCACCUGCUAUGCUUGAUGUGGCGAAAGAACGGGAAACAGAGGGUGACUUGGUGCUGUCAGAUAUGGGUGAAGGAGUGCCAUUCAGAGCAGGAUGUUUUGAUGGUGCUGUCUCAGUGUCAGCCUUGCAGUGGCUAUUCAACGCUGACAAGAAGUCACACAAGCCAGUCAAAAGGCUGCAUCAAUUCUUUAGUUCCCUGUAUGCUUGUUUGUCCAGGUCAGCCAGAGCUGUGUUCCAGUUCUACCCAGAGAAUGAGAGUCAAAUGGAGCUUGUAACCUCACAAGCAAUGAAAGCUGGUUUCUAUGGUGGUGUUGUUGUAGAUUUUCCAAAUUCUGCCAAAGCAAAGAAGUUCUUUUUGGUUCUAAUGACUGGUGGAUCAGCACCAUUACCUCAAGCACUAGGUACUGAAGAAACUGACAAUAAUCUUCAAGUGAAAUAUGCUAAAAGAGAAGCCACAAGAAAUAUCCGAGGUAAACCAGUCAAAAACACAAGAGCUUGGAUAAUGGAGAAAAAAGAAAGAAGGAGGAAACAAGGCAAAGACACUAAACCUGACACAAAAUAUACAGGCAGGAAAAGAAGUGGCCGCUUCUAGAUAUUAUAUAAUUUAUUUACUAUCUACAAUGUAUAUAACUAUUAAUAAAUAAAGCUAUGUAAGUUUCUAAUUUCUUUUUAUCUUUUAACAACAUAUUUCCAGACAGUGUCCACACCACUACCUAUUGUUUCUACUGGUAUCAUAUUUGGCAAAGGGAACCUACAAGCUACUAUAACAGUAUCCUUAUCUGUCUCCUUUAUCAAUUUCUUUUCAAAGUCAUUCAUCAUUUGUUCCACACCAAAUAUCACUAUGUUAUUGUAAGGCUUCAGGUCAAACUUCCACAGAUCACGCCUGUAAAACUUGCUGCCUCUGUACAUAGGGUUUAGUACAGCUACGACCCGUGAGUAGUACACCAACCAUGGAUUUAAUUCUACUCCAUCGGCUUGAAAGCCUAGCUUGGCGGCGGUAAACACGAUCCUUCCAUCUCCAGAUCCAACGUCCAGUAGUCUUCCAGUACGACCAGCUAAUGCUUUGCUAACUCCAACAAGUUGUUCAGUAGUUGCAGGGACGUAUGGUAAACAUAUUUUUCUCAGUGCUGGUACUACAAACGGUACACAAAUAACACUCACUCCGACCGCUAGACCACCCGUAACAUAAAUUAAUAUUUUUCCUGUAGAAGAAAGCUUUUUCGAUUGUUUUGUCUGUGAAUUUUGGAGUAAUUCUAAUUCCAUUUUUUCUUAUAAACUAAAAAUAUAACAUCCCGGGAAGUUAGGUUACUCUGUGUUUGACAGUUACACUUAACAUCGUUGAAAUGACACUGACAUUAUUUUU
Spodoptera exigua (beet armyworm) is the source of this 1782-nucleotide messenger RNA. The record is from the annotation of a GenBank genome assembly. NCBI's taxonomy places the organism in Eukaryota, Metazoa, Arthropoda, Insecta, Lepidoptera, Noctuidae.